This is a messenger RNA of Pimephales promelas (fathead minnow), 2893 nucleotides long. The record is from RefSeq and is a predicted model, not a curated record. Lineage: Eukaryota; Metazoa; Chordata; Actinopteri; Cypriniformes; Leuciscidae.
AGCAAAACGAAAGCAAAACGAAAGGAACACGUGUCCGCACCUAAACCUUUCGCUCACUGGAUUUGAUUUAAUUUAUGAUUCAGAAAACAUGUCUACUGAUGUCAAUUUAGCACAAUGCCUACCAAAUCUAAUAACACUCGCGGACAUUUAAAUGUGUUUAAUCCUCAAUCGAGACCAGCAAGAGAUUCUGAGAACGACGCGCGCGGACUGACAACAAGCGUUACUGAGUUUAAAAUACUGAUGAACUCUCUUCUUAGUGGACAAGACCGCAAUAAUCAGUCAUUGUGAACUUGAAGUGAUGACUGAAUGGCAAACGAUUCAACAAUCAAUAAAGAUUGGGUGAUGCUGAAGGAUUGAGUGUUUUCUGAUCAGUUUUCAGGGUCAGUUUAGCUGCAGUAUGUCAGAGGAAAGAGGAAAGGACUCUCUCUCUCAGAUGAGUCUCUCAGAGAAACACAGUGUAAGAUCAGGCUCACAUGUGUCCAGCUCUGUGUCUCUGAAGAGUGAUGACUCUAAAGGAGGACUUCCACCAGACUUUAGUGAGAAAUCACCAUCAUCUAAUGAAAGUGUAAGAUCAGGCUCACAUGUGUCCAGCUCUGUGUCUCUGAAGAGUGAUCACUCUAAAGGAGGACUUCCACCAGACUUCAGUGAGAAAUCACCAUCAUCUAAUGAAAGUGUAAGAUCAGGCUCACAUGUGUCCAGCUCUGUGUCUCUGAAGAGUGAUCACUCUAAAGGAGGACUUCCACCAGACUUCAGUGAGAAAUCACCAUUAUCUAAUAAAAGGCUUCAAUAUGAGACAUUAGACUCAGACCGUCAGACUCACAGGAACCACGAGAAUUUCAAAGACAAUCUUCUUGGGAUCUUCCAGGAUCUUGAGAGCAAAAUAAUCACAUUUCUGAAGAAUGAGCUGGAGAAGUUAAAGAAAAUAUUACAACAUGAGAACACACAACACUUUGUGAAGGACUUUAAUGAGAACAGAUCCAGGAUCAAAUCAGCAGCUCUUGAUCUCACACUACAUUACCUGAGAGAGAUGAAGCAAGAUGAAGCUGCUGAUGCUCUAGGUGAGCUGUUCUUCAUUCCUCAGCUGAAAUGUGGCCUAAAGAAGAAGUAUCAAUGUGUGUAUGAAGGAAUGGCGAAGCAAGGUGACUCCACACUCCUGAAUAACAUCUACACAGAUCUCUACAUCACUCAGGGUGGCAGUGAACAGGUCAAUACUGAACAUGAGGUCAGACAGAUUGAAGUUGCUUCCAGACGUCAUGAAGCACAAGAGAUCCAGGUUGAAUGCAAACAUUUGUUUGAAGCGCCUGAACAAGACGAGGAGAUCCGAACUGUACUGACAAAAGGAGUCGCUGGCAUCGGGAAAUCAGUCUCUGUGCAAAAGUUUGUUCUGGACUGGGCUGAAGAAAAAGAAAAUCAAGAUAUCAGCUUCAUAUUUCCUCUUCCAUUCAGAGAGAUGAACUUAAAGGAGAAAGAAAAACUAAGUUUGAUGGACCUUAUAACUCAGUUUUUCCCAGAGACAAAAGGACUGAACCUUACAAGAUGGAAUCAGUUCAAAGUGCUGUUCAUCCUUGAUGGACUGGACGAAUGUCGCCUUCCUCUGAAGUUUGAUUGUAAUGAGACGUGGCGUGAUGUAUCGUCACCAGCCUCUCUGGAUGUUCUCCUAACGAACCUCAUGAAGGGAAAUCUGCUUCCUUCUGCUCUCGUCUGGAUCACCAGCAGACCAGCAGCUGCCAGUAAGAUUCCUCCUGACUGUAUCGACCGGCUGACAGAGAUACGAGGAUUCAGCGACGCACAAAAGCAAGAGUACUUCAAAAAAAGAUUCAAGGAUGAUGUUCAAGCCAACACAAUCAUAGAUCAUGUUAAACAAUCAAAGAGUCUCUUUAUCAUGUGCCACAUCCCAGUCUUCUGCUGGAUUUCAGCCACUGUUCUCCAGAACAUUCUGGAGGAGAAGAGAAAUAAUGAUGUGAGAAACACUCAGGCUGAUGAGAUCUCUAAAACACUGCAGGAAUCAAACAUUGAAGACACUCCCAAGACUCUGACACAAAUGUACACACACUUUCUCCGCUUUCAGAUCCAGCAGAGCCGCCGAAAGUAUGAUGGAGAAUACACACCAGAUGUUUCCUGGGAUAAAGACGCCAUCCUUUCACUGGGGAAACUGGCAUUUCAUCAUCUGGAAAGAAACAACCUGAUCUUCUAUGACACAGACCUGGAAGCCUGUGGUCUUGACGUCUAUAAGGCAUCAGUGUACUCAGGCAUGUGUACCCAGAUCUUUAAGGAGGAAACAGGGAUCGUUCUUGGUACCAUGUACUGCUUUGUUCACUUGAGCAUUCAAGAGUUUAUUGCAGCCCUUUAUGCACAUCUGUUUCUAGACAUCAACAAGACAAGUGUGUUUGAUCAUGAGUCUACAGAACAGGAAAACAGAAAUGAAACCAUGAUUGAUUUUCUCAAGACUGCAGUGGACAAGGCGCUGGAGAGUGACAAUGGACACCUGGACCUUUUCCUUCGCUUCCUCCUCGGUCUGUCACUCCAGUCCAAUCGGCGACUCUUACAAGGUCUGUUGACACAGGGAGACGGCACUGAUUGGACCAAAAAGGGGAUAGUUCAGUACAUCAAGCAGAAAUUAGAAGCUAAUCUUCCUGCAGAGAGAUCCAUCAAUCUGUUCUACUGUCUGAAUGAACUGAACGACCAAACUCUGGUGAACGAGAUUCAGACCCACCUUAGCAAAGGAAGUCUCUCAUCUGGUGACCUUUCACCUGCCCAGUGGUCUGCUUUAGUCUUUGUGUUGUUGACAUCAGAGGAAGAGCUGGAGGAGUUUGAGCUUCAGAAAUUCAAGAAAUCAGACGAGUGCCUCAUUAGAUUAUCGGCAGUCAUCAAAACCUCCAGAAGAGCUCUGUAA